GCAUGCGCAGGAGGGAUCAAAUCAACGUCAACAAAAGCCGUAAUAAUGGUUGCAUUGUAGUACAGGUAAAAACAACAUUUGUACUCGCAUACAUUUCAGUGAGCCUGACGCUACGGCAGUGAUCAGGAUAUAUAGAUGAGAUCAUCAUACAGAUUUUCUGAAGAUGACAGACAAAAAAAUAGCACUGCGCGAACUGCAAGAUGAACGCACUUUCAAGAAAGUGAUGAAGCAGCUGUUCCGUCAGUUAGAUACAAACGGUAACGGAAGUCUUGGUGUAACGGAAGUUAUGACUGCCGCGCGCAUGCUUAAAAUGAAACCGACACGAGAAGAGGCUAUUGCAAUGAUAAAGAAAGUUGACAAAGACAAGAACGGAUGUAUAAGUUACCGGGAGUUUGAAACGAUGAUGGAAGAGUACGUGUCCCUCCUAGACUUCCAGGACCGAGAGCUGAGACAGGCCUUUUGUACCUUUGAUCGGGACGGAAACGGUUACCUGGACAAGGGGGAGCUGAAACAGGUUCUCAAGGGUAUGGGAGAAAAACUGUCCGACCAGGAGACGGAAGAGAUCUUCAGACUUGUCGAUGUCAACAGAGACGGGAAAAUUUCAAUAGAAGAGUUUGUGAGAGCACUGUCAGCCGAACCUCAUGCAUGAUACUGAGCGUCACGUGAUCAACUUCUGUACAUAUUGACCUUAGAAUGAUGGCAUCAUUCAUACAGUUGUCUAACAUUCUGGUACUACCGGGACGCCGUGUUAUUUAUUUUUUAUCAGUAUCACGUGCUUGGAACAACUUGAUUCUGUGAUACUAUUUUAUAUGAUUCUCCGUCAUUCGACACGUAUUUACAUUAUUGACUAUAUAUAAUCAGAUAUUGUUAUACAUCUGAACGUUUUCUGAUAUUUUUUACCUCAUGUAGCUAGCAAUUAUCGAAUUUCAAUAUAUUCUGUGAUUAUAUUUAAAUCGGUCACGAAAUGUAAUAUGACUAUCAUAAUAUUAUCAUAAUCCCACAUUUUUUAAUAAUCAAUAGUCUGAUAUAUUAAUAGAUUUUUCGUAAUUUAUUCUCCUUUUUUGAUAAAUCCUAGAUUAAAUACAACGUACAUGUUUUGUAUUCUUUAUUUAAGUUGAAAUUUCAUUUC
Molecule: messenger RNA, 1129 nt
Organism: Mizuhopecten yessoensis (Yesso scallop)
Lineage: Eukaryota; Metazoa; Mollusca; Bivalvia; Pectinida; Pectinidae
Product: calmodulin-A-like
Exons: 5
Coding region: 164-649 (161 amino acids)
Molecular function (GO): calcium ion binding
Source: RefSeq, a predicted model, not a curated record